AUGUCGGUUUGGUCAAUUCGUUAUCACCCGACUAGAGACCAGCUUCUCCUGUCGGCAGGAAGCGACUCACGCGUCUGUCUCUACGCCCUGCCUAGUUAUUCUUCGGAUGCCAUCAAACACGUCUUUCCACCAGUUACAGGGCCCUCAAUCACUGCGAGCACCACAAAUGAGUCGGACUCUGUUGCAGCCAAAUGCGAACCUCCUGACAAUCAUCAGAACGAACAUCUCAAGUUGCGGGAUGGUGUCAUCUCUCGGCUUGAGCAACAUGAGGAGAGCGUCUAUGCAGCUGACUGGAGUCCUGUCGACGCCUGGUUCUUCGCCUCGGUUUCCUAUGAUGGCAACCUAAUCGUUAAUCGCGUUCCCGAUGAAGUGAAGCUCAAUCUUCUGCUGUCCGAUGAUGAUUGA
Molecule: messenger RNA, 405 nt
Organism: Protopolystoma xenopodis
Lineage: Eukaryota; Metazoa; Platyhelminthes; Monogenea; Polystomatidea; Polystomatidae
Source: the annotation of a GenBank genome assembly